AUGUUUUUAGGUGUGGGAGGCAAAAAUAGCUCUGUGAGAAAGCCCCUCUCCGCAUGGCUCUGUCAAUCACAGGCCAAAACAAGAUGGCAGGCUGCGGGAGUUGGGUCUUCUUUUCAACAGGCAAGUUUAUUCCUGAAAUUAUUCAACUUGACGUCACAUGACAACACUGGGAAGCCUGCUUUAGUAUCAGUUUGUGCUGUCACUUUGCUUGGGGCCAAUGCGGAGAUCAAAUUUACCAUUCCUGUGGGGAAGUUUUUUACAUAUGAACUGUUGAGAGAGACCUUCCAGAAUGACUUUGAGCCUUUGUCAAAGCUCUACGCUGGACGCUUGUACGAUGACCCCAUGAUUUUUAAGUGCAACCGGCAGAAUUUCCCUGACCUUCCAGAGUGGCUGCGCUUCACCCAAAGGCACCCUUAUGAUAAUGGCUUCCUGUACGGCACGCCAACAUCUCCAGGAAAAAGUAUAAUUGAGGUCUACGCCAUCAACAAACGCAGCUACGAGACAGCCAGACACACACUCGUAAUCAAAGUCACUGCAGAGACCAUUCUGCCCUAUCAAGCUGAGUUCUUCAUCAAGCUGAGGGAGAUUGAGAAAGUGCUGCCCUCUACUGUCCAGGAUGAGAUAAAGCAGGAUUUACAGAAGCUGUGGGACAACGAGGACUUGGAAAUAGUCAACAUUACCAACGCCCUCGACCGCGGCGGCAGAGUUCCCCUCCCUCUUGCAGGACACUUUGAAGGCGUGUAUGUGAAGGUGGGCUCCGAGCAGUACUUCUCAGACUGUCUAAUGAGGGUGCUGACACCAGAGCACCAGAAGCAGUGCACAGCAGGGGCCAAAGUCAAGGUCCCUGGAGGCUGCAACUUCUGCAGCAUUCCCAGCAACUGUAUCACCUGGUGCAAGACGGAGCUGUUUGAUCUGACAAAGCAGGAGCCGGCACCACCUGCCCCCACUAUGGGGUCUGGGAUUCUGGGGGCCAGGGGCGACUUCGAGCCUCCCGAGUCUCCCCCGAGCAGAGACCUUUUCCCGGACUACAUUGUGACGGUGAUCGUGCCCCUGAUCCUCGCCAUCAUCCUGUCUCUCCUGCUGGCCUACGUCAUGUUUUGCAGACGAGAGGGAGUUGACAAAAGGAAUGCAAGAACAAACCAGAUUCAGCUGUACCACCACCACACCAUCCAUGGGAACACAGAUGAGCUGAGGAACAUGGCCGCACACCGUGGCGUUCCUCCACCUCUGUCCACGCUGCCCAUGUUCAACAGCCGAACUGGGGACGGGGCUCCACCUCUGCAGUCUGACAGCCCCAGCAUCCCCCUCAUCAUGGCCCAGCACGACCCUUACAGCGACACGCUGCCCAGGAAGUGAGAACAAAGACGGAUAAAGUGUCCUUGAUGCGAGUACUUUGCUGCUGUGUUUCUAUAUUUGCAGUGGGAAAUUCUGUUUUCUUUUCUCCUCUUUCUAGGUGCCAUUAAAAUACAUUAAUAGUGUGUACUUUGUCAAACUGUCAAAUUGCUGGUUCUGGUUUUCUGUAUGUUGCCAUCUUUCACUACUAAUAAAACAAAAUAUCAAAAA
Scatophagus argus is the source of this 1563-nucleotide messenger RNA. It is a transcript of the gene sgca, whose product is annotated as sarcoglycan, alpha. The coding region runs from base 1 to 1356 and encodes 451 amino acids. The record is from RefSeq and is a predicted model, not a curated record. Lineage: Eukaryota; Metazoa; Chordata; Actinopteri; Scatophagidae. The transcript is spliced from 11 exons. Gene Ontology annotation, molecular function: calcium ion binding. Gene Ontology annotation, cellular component: membrane; sarcoglycan complex.